CAAUAAUAUUCUCAAAAUUAAAAUAGUACUAUAUCAGCUGAGACGAGAGAAUCUGCAGUCUCUGCUGUUUGUUAUAUUAUUUAUUAGGGUAACUUUUUACAAAUUUAUUAGAGGGAGUAUAAACAGAGAUUGCAGUGUGUCAUUGUAUUUUGUUUUUAAAUCAUAAAUGAAAAUCGAACAAACCUUCGCUCAAAAGUAGUUGGCAAAUUGCUUAUGUUUGCCGGCAUAUAAUUUUCGUUAAAGUAAACAAAAUAACAUCUUGUUAGAAAUAAUGAAUUUAUUGCUUUUUUAUUUGGUUCUAAUAACCAGAAAUCAUUUUGCACUUUCAACAGUUGGAGACGCUAACUUUGAUAACGUUUGUACCAUAGAAAGCAUAGAAAAUUGUUCACAUUUGGAUAUUGAAAACCGCAAUAUCAUAAUAAAUGAAGUAAGGAGAUCUUUAGAAACACAUGUUCCAUGUUCGGAUGAGGAUGAUAAUAAUUGCAAAUGCUAUAGCGAAGUUAUAACAAAUGAUUUAAAACCAUUUGAAAAGGGUAUAACUCAGCAAAUGCUGAACAAUACAGCAAAAUAUGGAACUCGAUAUAAAAUUUUGAAACAUCAGCUAUUUCGUGACAGAGAGUGCAUGUUUCCUGCACGCUGCAGUGGUAUUGAACAUUUCCUAUUAAAUCUUUUAACCGAACUACCAGACAUAGAUAUGGUAGUAAAUACUCGGGACUGGCCCCAGGUUCUCACUGGUCUUGGCAGCAGAAUUGGACCCAUAUUCUCAUUCUCUAAAACAAGUGACUAUUUAGAUAUUUUGUAUCCAGCGUGGACAUUUUGGGCUGGUGGUCCUGCAAUUUCUCUGCAUCCCACUGGUAUUGGUCGCUGGGAUUUAUUACGCGACAGCAUAUCCAAUGCUGCUAUUAAAACCCCAUGGUCUGAAAAGCUAUCACUGGCUUUUUUUCGUGGAUCACGCACUUCCGAUGAACGCGAUGCUUUGGUUCUUCUGUCACGUCGUAGGCCGGACUUAGUUGAUGCUAAAUAUACCAAAAACCAAGCCUGGAAGUCUCCGAAAGAUACUCUUAACGCUGAGCCUGCGAAGGAAGUUUUGUUAGAAGAUCAUUGUCAAUAUAAAUAUCUCUUUAAUUUUAGAGGUGUGGCUGCCAGCUUUCGUUUUAAACAUUUAUUUCUUUGCAACUCACUAGUAUUUCAUGUCGGCGAGGAAUGGAAGGAAUUUUUCUAUUUCGCACUGAAGCCAUGGGUGCAUUACGUGCCACUAAAAAGUUAUCCAAGUCAAAAAGAAAUUGAGAACAUUUUAAACUUUUUUCUUGAACAUGAUGAUCUGGCUCGUGAAAUUUCCGAACGUGGUUCGCAAUUUGUUUUAAAUCACCUACGUAUGCAGGACAUCGAAUGCUAUUGGAAGAAUCUCUUACUAUCAUAUCAAAAGUUAAUCACUUUUAAAGUUGAAAGUGAAACUGAACUUGUUCAAAUUAGUCCUAUACAGAGGCAGGAACUAUGAAUAUAAUGUAUUUCAAAUAUAAUAGACCUAUUGUAUAUCCAAGGAAGAAAAUGCUAAUGCUCACGAGAAACCGUUAAAGUAAAUAAAAAUUAUUUGUUUACAAUCUAAUUGAGGUUAUUGUCUCCGACUAAAUCAAACGUCAAAGUCAUAUGUUCUUCACAUAUUUAUUGCUUUCAAAUUUUCAUGUACUUUUUGUAAUAUUGUGUUAUUUAAUUUUAAGUAAAAAUGUCUUUUCGGGAGGCAUUUAAACUAGUAACCAAGCAAUCCAUACGCUGGUUUCCUGGGCACAUGGGUAAAGGAUUAAAGCAAAUGCAGCAAAAAUUAAGAUCUGUGGAUUGUAUUGUAGAAGUACAUGACGCCCGUAUUCCUUUUUCGGGGCGAAACCCGGAAUUCCAGCACACAAUAUCUGGUGGAGCAAAACCACAUAUAUUUGUUUUAAAUAAAAAGGAUCUUACUGAUAUACGGGAGCAACGAAAAAUUGUGAAAGAGCUUCAAGAACGUGAAGGCAUCCGGCAUGUUUUAUUCACCAAUAGCAAGAACCAACAGUGCAACGGUAUCAAACGUAUAUUACCUUUAGCACAUUCAUUAAUAUCCAACUCGGAUCGGUAUAAUCGGACGGGAUUAAAGGAAGCGAGUAUCAUGAUAAUUGGAGUACCCAAUGUUGGUAAAAGCUCACUUUUAAAUGUGUUACGAAAUAAGAAUUUACGGAAGAAAAGUGCAACACAAGUCGGAAAUAUAGCUGGAGUUACCCGCUCGGUUAUGGAACGCAUUAAAAUUAGUGAAGAUCCUUUAGUAUAUAUGAUUGACACACCCGGGAUUCUCGAACCGCGCAUUGCAGAUGACGAAAUGGGUAUGAAAUUAGCAUUAGUGGGCUGCUUACCAGAUCAUUUAGUUGGUGAAGAAUUGAUAGCGGACUACUUGUUAUAUUGGAUGAAUAAAAACCGCCGGUUCGAAUAUGUUAAAGAAGUGGGCUUAGAAAACGCUACCGAUAACAUAAUAGAAGUUCUAGUGUCUUAUGCGAAAGGUUUAGGUGCUGAAAGAAAAUAUAAAAAUCUCGAUGGACAAAUAGUGAAUAUACCGGAUGUUUUGGUUGCAGCACGUAAAUUCAUUAAAAAUUUUCGAAGUGGUGUCUUCGGAGGUGUUAAUUUAGAUAGAUGAUUUUCUUUUGGAAACGUUUAUAUGCAUAUAUUUAUAAAUUUGUAAAAAAUAUGAGUAAAAUUAUAUAUAUAUAUAUAUAUAAA
Bactrocera oleae (olive fruit fly) is the source of this 2739-nucleotide messenger RNA. NCBI's taxonomy places the organism in Eukaryota, Metazoa, Arthropoda, Insecta, Diptera, Tephritidae. The record is from RefSeq and is a predicted model, not a curated record.